UAAACAAAAUAAAGACGGGUCGUUUUAACGGGGAAAACUCCCGGUAGUGUUUUUACUUCCCGCACGUAUACAGAGCCUGGGGCUCGCUGCUGACGGACCCGGUGUUUGGGCUCGGUUUGGACGAUAGGUUUACUCAAGUGACGCGUUUUUUUUGGUCGUUCCGGUUCGUGUCGACAGAAAGCGAAAAUAAGACACGAACAGAUCAAACAGAUACCGGAUCGAUAACCAGCCCAGAGGAGUGCGGCACGGGGUCAGCAGGUAACCUGAAGUGUGAUGGCCCGCAGGUGGAAGCGUUCAGCUGUGUUCGUGUUUAACCGGAAACCGUAAACAGUAAACAGAAACAAAGGUUAAAGACGUCACCGUUUGCCCGGUAACGACCCAAAGUCGGCUGAAUAACCUUCAUGUUGCGCUCACUUUUACCUUUUUCUUGUUUCAGGCCUCAAACGGGAAUUUCCAGGCAGCUGCCGUGACGUCACGACGCAACCGGUGACGCAGCGAAAAAACAUUUUUUAAACUUUUAUUUUUUUAUAUAUAUUAUUAAGUGGCGGGAGUGUUCCAACCAGGUGCUUUUUAUUUAUUGAUUGAUUUAUUACUGAUAUGUACAGCAGUUUAACAUGAUCACUUUAUCAGUUAUUGAUUAGUUGUUUCUGCUGGAUAUUGAUCUAUUGUUUUUGCUCUUUAUCGAUUAGCUGUUUGUGGACUCUACACCACAGCCAGCGAAUGGAUGCAUCUUAGAAACAACUGAUCAAUAUAACAGCUGAACAGUGUAGAUCAGAAAUACCUGACCCAUACAAACCACAAAUAACAAUCAAUGGAUGCCACAAAUUCAGAUCAGUAUACACCAAAACGCCCAAUCAGUAUCAAUGAUUUGUUCGCUACUGUUUAGUACUGAUGACCUGAUUGUUGAUUGAUCAAUAUAAAUCAGUCACAGCCAGAGUCUCUAGUGUGUAUAAACUGGCUGGUUAUGCUGUGUAUUGAUGAGUACUGAUUGACAGGCCCUUAGUUUUUUAAAGUAAGACUAACAUGCUUCUAAGAGAAAAUAAACUCUCAGAAAUGCCUCAGAUUUUCAAAGUAAAGGCCCUCAGUUAGGGUUUAUCAUACUUUAAGUUACUAGAUUUCCAAAAUAAAAAUCUGCUUCUUAUUGUAUCAGUAACAACUGCUGUCUCCUUUUUAGCUAAUCUAUUUACCUCCAAGUGUUUUAGCAGUAAACUCGACUGAUCGGGUUGUGUUGUGUAUUGAUCGUUGUUUCCCUUGAUGUUGAUCAGUUUGUGCUGUGUCUGCAGGAUCACCCGCAGCCUUCAGGAUGCAGAGCACCGCCAACUACCUGUGGCUGAUCUCAGACCUGCUCGGUCAGGGAGCGACGGCAAAUGUUUACCGUGGACGGCACAAGAAAACCGGCGACCUAUACGCUGUCAAGGUGUUCAACAACCUGAGUUUUCUGCGGCCGCUCGAUGUCCAGAUGAGAGAGUUCGAGGUGCUGAAGAAACUCAACCACAAGAACAUCGUGAAGCUGUUCGCUGUGGAGGAGGAGUCCAACACCCGUCACAAGGUCCUGGUGAUGGAGUACUGUCCCUGCGGGAGUCUCUACACUGUCUUGGAGGAGUCGUCCAAUGCGUAUGGACUCCCCGAGGACGAGUUCCUCAUUGUUCUCCAUGAUGUUGUGGCAGGUAUGAACCACCUGAGAGAGUACGGCAUCGUUCACCGGGACAUCAAACCGGGAAACAUCAUGAGGGUGAUCGGAGAGGACGGACGCUCCGUCUACAAGCUGACCGACUUUGGAGCAGCGAGAGAGCUGGAGGACGACGAGCAGUUUGUGUCUCUGUAUGGCACUGAGGAGUACCUGCACCCUGACAUGUACGAGCGCGCUGUGCUGAGAAAAGACCACCAGAAGAAGUACGGUGCCACGGUGGACCUGUGGAGCAUCGGCGUCACGUUCUACCACGCCGCUACCGGCAGCCUUCCCUUCAGACCGUUCGAAGGGCCGCGCAGGAACAAAGAAGUCAUGUAUAAAAUCAUCACAGAAAAGCCGUCCGGGACGAUCUCUGGCCAUCAGAAGUGUGAGAACGGGAAGAUCGAGUGGAGCACAGAGAUGCCGGUGUCCUGCAGCCUGUCAAAGGGUCUUCAGAGCCUCCUGACCCCAGUGCUUGCCAACAUCCUGGAGGCCGAUCAGGAGAAAUGUUGGGGCUUCGAUCAGUUCUUCGCUGAGACCAACGACAUCCUGCACCGAACCGUCGUUUAUGUCUUCAGCCUGCAGCAGGCCACACUGCACCACGUCUACAUCCAUGAGUACAACACGGCAGCGCUGUUCCAGGAACUGUUGUGCCGCAGGACCAGCAUCCCUCUGCAUAAUCAGGAGCUGCUUUACGAGGGCCGCCGCCUCGUCCUCGAUGCCAACCGCCAGGCCAAGACUUUCCCCAAGACCUCCAGAGAAAAUCCCAUCAUGCUCGUCAGCCGUGAGUCCGUCGCCACCGUGGGACUCAUCUUUGAAGAUCCCAGUCCUCCUAAAGUUCAGCCCCGCUAUGACCUCGACCUGGAUGCCAGCUACGCAAAGACUUUUGCAGGAGAUGUCGGCCAUUUGUGGAAAACUUCAGAGUCUCUGCUGCUUUAUCAGGAGCUGGUGCGGAAAGGAGUUCGAGGUUUAAUUGAGCUGAUGAAGGAGGACUACAAUGAGAUUAUGCGCAAGAAGUUGGAGGUUUUCCAUCUGUGUAACUUCUGCACACAGAUGUUGGAGAAGACCGAGCAGCUGUUCGAGGUGCUGAUGCAGGCCAACAUGCUGUCGUCAGAAUACGACGAGAUCUCAGACAUGCACAAGAAAGUUCUCAGAAUCUCCGGCUCUCUGGAGCCCAUCGAACGUACAACACAAGACGUCAAGAGUAAAUUUCUGCCUGGAGGCCUUCUGACCGACACUUGGACGCAGCAAGUUGGGACGCACCCUGAGGACAGGAAUGUGGAGAAGAUCAAAGUGCUGCUGGACGCCAUCACCGCCAUCUACCAGCAGUUCAAGAAGGACAAAGCAGAGAGACGUCUGCCGUACAAUGAGGAGCAGAUCCACAAGUUUGACAAACAGAAGUUGGUCCUUCACGCGAGUAAGGCCAGGACUCUGUUCACAGACGAGUGCGCAAUGAAGUACCGUCUUUUUAUCUCCAAGAGCGAGGAGUGGAUGAGGAAAGUUCAUCAUGUGAGGAAGCAGCUGCUAAACCUGUCCAGUCAGCUGAUCAGCAUCGAGAAGGAGGUGACCAUGCUGAUGGAGAGAGCGAUCAAGCUGCAGGAACAGCUGCCACAGAAAGUUCUUCCUCUGGUGUCCAGUGGCAUGAAGCCUCAGGCCUACCUGAGCCAGAACACGCUGGUGGAGAUGACUCUGGGGAUGAAGAAGCUGAAGGAGGAGAUGGAGGGAGUGGUCAAAGAGUUGGCAGAAAACAACCAUUUCUUAGAGAGGUUUGGCACUCUGACACUGGAUGGGGGCCUGAGAGGAUGAGUGGAGUCGUGUGUUGCUGCAGUUUGUACAUAUUCUGUGUGUUUACUGUGUAAAUAACGUCGGACUGUUGAAGACAAAGCUUUUUGUAUGAGUCUCUGGAAACUCUGGCUCAAUUGCUUCAGUGGCUUUAAAAGAAAAAGAUCGGAGAGGUUUUCAGCUAAGGAUCAGCGAAGGAAUGCAGAGCAGCUUCAUCCAAUCACAUCGCAAAGAGACCCUGAAACACCUUUGAGUAUUUAGGCGGACACAGCCGGGAACAACAGGUUUAGGGAGGGUUUAUGUCACAUUUGGAGUCAAAUACUUUCGGCUGCAGGUGUUAUUGGAAAUGAUGAAUGGAUUAAAGAUCACCACAGGUGUGUUUACGUUGUUCUGUAGUUUUUCACCUGAAGUGGAAUAUUUAAGAGAACAGUUUUAAUGGAUUAAAUGUUAAUGGUUUAAUGGGUAAAAAAUAAAUAAAACAAACGUUAACUUCAGUGUCUAAGGAGUAUUUACUGGACCUUCUUUCAGCAACAGGCUCUGAUUAAUCUGAUUUUACUCUGUAAAAACUUUAAAGCAUGAGCAGAGUUUGAGAUGCUUUGAUAUAGAAGUUUUAGGUUCUAAUUAAUAUCAGGUAGAAAACAUUUAAAUCUCUGACUGAUGAUUCAGAUGAAGCUGUUUCCUGCUUUUUGGGGCAAAUUAGGCUAACAUUAUGCAGAGUAUAUUAUGGGGUAUUUAAUAUUUUUCCAGCUGGAUUAAGGAACAUUUAAGGGUUUGAAUCUGUGGAAAAAUACAAAAUGGCAUUAAGUUUGCAAUUAAAAUAAUUUUUAAAGCGUUAACUUCUGAAAUGUUCAACUUGAUCUGAGUUUUUUUAGAGGAUUGUGUAUUAAAUUAGUUUUUUUUCCUUUGUUAAGUGUCAUCAAAUGUAUUUAUUUCCCUCUAAGUUGCAUUAAAGUACUGUAUUUAUGGGGAAAGCUGGUGUCCUUUUAAAGGCACUGAAUUUUAUCGGACUGUGGAUUGAACAGAAUAUUUCUAUUUCUAUUUUUUUUCUCAUAUGUUAGUCUCUCUUUGUCAUACCUCUAUCCUUCAGCUGGUCGUCCUUUUCGCUAUCUUUGUUUUAUUUCUUGUCCAUAAUUAAAACGCCAAGUGACUGUUUAAAUGACCUGUAAAUACGCCAUUCAAUCAAUCAAUCAAUAAAUAAACUGAUCAGGCAUGAA
Molecule: messenger RNA, 4665 nt
Organism: Neolamprologus brichardi
Lineage: Eukaryota; Metazoa; Chordata; Actinopteri; Cichliformes; Cichlidae
Source: RefSeq, a predicted model, not a curated record